Molecule: messenger RNA, 1539 nt
Organism: Dermacentor silvarum
Lineage: Eukaryota; Metazoa; Arthropoda; Arachnida; Ixodida; Ixodidae
Product: neprilysin-4-like
Exons: 1
Coding region: 1-1539 (512 amino acids)
Biological process (GO): protein processing
Cellular component (GO): plasma membrane
Molecular function (GO): metalloendopeptidase activity
Source: RefSeq, a predicted model, not a curated record
AUGGCUUACAACUGGCACAUCGACUUUUGGUUCUCUGUGCGAAUCAUGACUGUGAAUAACGGAACGGCAACAUACAAGCGACACAUCGCGAUCACACCCGCUCCUAGUCUGCCCUUAUACCUCCAACACCACCGCACCGUAAGCAAGUCUGGAGGAUACGUCGCCUACUGGAGCCAGUUUUACAAAGUAUUCGCCAACAGUAGCCCAGUCGACGGCGAGCGGCAAGCCACAGAAGCAGGCCGCUUAGAGGGCGAUAUCCUCGAAGCCCUCAACGACGCGUUUCACGUGUCGCCCAUAGAAGUUGCGGCGUUCCCCAUCAGCGAAAUAGAAGUGUACACGCCGAGCAUAGCUUCGGCCCGGUGGAUGCAAAGUCUGCAGACGGUCACCAAGCUAGACCCUGCGCUGAGGAAUCAGGACGAAGUGGUGGUCAGAAAUGUCAAGUUUCUCCUUACGGUGGACGAGCUUUUCAACAACUACACGAACCAGCAGAUUCUGGAGUUUCUGGCGUGGCAAUUCGUCGAGCACUACGGUCCGGUUGCUGACAGCCGCCUACUUUUGGCGAGGUACGGAGACCAGAGGACAGCGGAUAUACUAAAGCCCGCAUAUUGCGGUUACCACAUUGAGGUAGUCUACAAACUGAUGCUGCUGUCAAUUCAGUUCACGCUUCGAAUUGCGCAGGCUGACCAGAAGCAGAUCGACCGAGGUUUUAACCGUAUGCUGUGGAACGCCAUUCGCUUGGUAAAAGCGUCUGAGUGGCUGGACUCGGAGAGUAAGCACUCCGUGGCUGCAAAGAUUCGUACGCUGCGGUUGGCGGUGUGGCCUCCAGACAAGUUCCUUACCAAGGAGAGCCUGGAAGAGUUAUACCAGACGUAUCCCGAACACGAGAAAACGUUCGGUAACUACUGGAUCAAGUCCAUUCGGAGUCUACGCACCACCAAGAAGGAUUCCCUCUAUGAAUCUGUGCUCAGGAUGCCACCAAACUAUGCACAGCCUUAUUUUGUAUACGACUAUUUGUUGAACACCGUUCGCGUGGCCAUUGCUGCCAUUCGAAGACCACUAUUCUACAGCAAGGGUACAAGAGCCAUGUUCUACGGUGGCAUCGGCUUCUCCCUUGCUUUAGAAAUGGUCAAAGCACUCGACCGAGAGGGCCUCCGCUGGCGUCCGGGUGUAGGCAUAGUCCCCUCAAUCAUCAGCGAACACUCGAAAGAUGCGUUUGAGGAGAGAGAGAACUGCCUAAACAGCGAAGAAGGCAAAUACGGUUUGUUUCCCGAGAUACCGGCGCUGCAGAUUGCUUACUCCGCUUUUGUUGAUACCACAAAGGAAACGGAGAAAGAACUUCCGAUCAGCAAUGACUUCAAGGAAACGCAGGUGUUUUUUCUCACCCUAUGCUACAUGACUUGCAGCAAGAAAGGGUUCAUUAAUUCCUUCUCGGCCAACUGUAACAAGCUUGUUCGUAACUCUGUGAGCUUCGCGAACGCCUUCGCCUGCCCGCCAGGAUCCAAGAUGAAUCCCUUGAAAAAGUGCAUGUUCUUCGGGUAA